UUUCCAGCCUCGCCCCGGAAGUUCCUCUCAGCAGCUGUUGUAGGUUAAGCAACUGCUUCCGGAAAGGUAGAUCUGGUUUGGAGCUGCGUGACUGUGGCUGGCCGAGCAAGUUGUGUUUGAAGCUGUUGCUGGAAGCCUGUGGGAGACAGACAACCGAGAAAGCCAGGCGCCGAGGUCGGAGCUGCGCGGCAUGGCGGACGACCUAAAGCGGUUCCUGUAUAAGAAGUUACCAAGUGUUGAAGGGCUCCAUGCUAUUGUUGUAUCAGAUAGAGAUGGAGUACCUGUUAUUAAAGUGGCCAAUGACAAUGCCCCAGAGCAUGCGUUGAGGCCUGGCUUCUUGUCUACUUUUGCCCUGGCAACAGAUCAAGGGAGCAAACUGGGACUGUCAAAAAAUAAAAGCAUCAUCUGUUACUACAAUACCUACCAGGUGGUUCAGUUCAAUCGUUUACCUUUGGUGGUGAGUUUCAUAGCCAGCAGCACUGCCAAUACAGGACUGAUUGUCAGCUUAGAAAAGGAACUUGCUCCUUUAUUUGAAGAACUGGUAAAAGUUGUGGAAGUUUCUUAAUCCGACUGUGAUUUCAGUGCUCACCUUGUUCUCCGUAUAACAACACAGCAUCAAUCCAGCAAUCUGUAGAACAUGUAAUCUUUCUAUCCAGGUACUCAAGAAAGGGCCCUCUGUCCACCUCCUACUAAAGAACGAGCCUCCAGAUGGCUGCGUUUCCUUGUCUAAAAGCUCUUUCCUUGUUAAGUGAGAUCGGCGGCAACCACGGAACUAGUUCUGACUGUACAGCUCCCAUGGAGUGAGGUAGCCUGGCCUCCAGGGUAGGUGAGGUUCUACCCGUGGUUCCGAAUCACAGUGGCACGUGGUCUAUAGGUGGGUCGCCAUGCUCACUUUGUACAGUGCUCCCAGGUCUUUGCAUGGCAAGGACAAAUGAGGACAUAUUUUCUUCAAAUUAUGCUUUAUUUCUUUGGAUUGAGUGUGAUGAAGAUAAAGUGGCUUAGUAAAAGUAAUAAAAUCAGUACAAUCACUAACUUCUUUCGUAUAUGUUAUUUUGCAGUGUGGGUAAAUAUUACUAAUUGAUUAUGAUUCUUCUCAGGAUGCUGCUCUUUAAUAAAAGAAAAAUUAUUUUAUCUUACGGUUUUUUUUCCUGUUCUCCUUUGUAUAACCUAUCAGUAUUUUUAAUGUUUGUUCUUCAUAAAGUGUAAAUGAUUUGUUACUGAGUUUUCAAUAUAAGGAUAUAUGUAAACAUGAUAGUAUAGCCUUUUUUUCAUACACGAGUAUGAAUAAAGUAAUUUUUUAAAAAGA
Cavia porcellus (domestic guinea pig) is the source of this 1306-nucleotide messenger RNA. It is a transcript of the gene Lamtor3, whose product is annotated as late endosomal/lysosomal adaptor, MAPK and MTOR activator 3. Lineage: Eukaryota; Metazoa; Chordata; Mammalia; Rodentia; Caviidae. Gene Ontology annotation, cellular component: Ragulator complex. Bases 191 to 565 code for a protein of 124 amino acids. The transcript is spliced from 7 exons. Gene Ontology annotation, biological process: positive regulation of TOR signaling; cellular response to amino acid stimulus. The record is from RefSeq and is a predicted model, not a curated record.